CUUCCAGAGUGAUCAGCACUACACAUCUCAUCUCCAAGGAAAAAGUCACUCGCCUAGUCGCCUAGCUCACUGGGCUUAGCAGUUUAGCGAGUGACCGAAAUGGCAGCCAUGACAGCUACAAUGAUCCACGUCGAGUCCAUGCAGACCGCCGUGCCGACGCGGAUCACGGGGGCGGGGCGGACGCUGCCCGUCGCCGUGUCCGGAGGGGAGGCGCCGCCGCCGCUCACCGCCGCCUCGCUGCAGCGCCGCUUCCGCGCGGUGCUCUACUACCGCGGCAUCGAGCAGCUGCAGGCGGAGGAGGAGGAGGAGGAGCGCGCGGUGUGGGUGAAGGAGUCGCUCAGCGCGUCGCUCGCCGACCACCCGGAGAUGGCCGGGCGGCUGCGGCGCCGCGACGACGACGACGGCGGAGUGCGGGGCCCGUGGGAGGUGAGGCUGAACGACAACGGCGUGCGGCUCGUGCAGGCGUCCGUGGACAUGCCCAUGUCCGCGUUCCUGGAGGCCAAGGACCUGGCGCGCAGGGAGGCCGCGCUCACGCUCUGGACCGACGUGGACGUGCACGAGCCCGAGUUUUGUGCCCCCUUCUUCAUGCAACUGACUCGAUUCCAGGACGGAGGCUACGCCAUCGGCGCGAGCUGCAGCCUGCUGCUCGCCGACCCGCUGUCUCUCGUCGACUUCCUCAAGGCGUGGGCUCGCACGCACGCGGAGAUGCGAGCGCGGGGCAAGCCCGUCGCGCCACCGGCGGUGAUACAGUACGCGCGCUACCUCCAAAGCCCCGGCGCCGCCGCCGCCGCCGUCGUCAGGCGCCUCAAGUCCGUUCCCCUCGACUCCUGCUCCGCCGCCGCCGCCACGACCGUGCUCUUCAGGGCCGCCGCCGGUGCGCAGGUCGACCGCCACGCGCUCGCGGCGGCCUGCGUCGACCAGGCCGUCGAGACGCUGGGCGGCAACGCCAGGAAGCCGCCGCGGCUCACCGUCCUCGCGGCCGGUGGCUCGGGAGAGCUGCGCGUCGAGGCGUGUGGAUGCGGGGACGGGGAGGAGACGACGACGCCGCCGCCGCCGUCGCGGGGCCAUCACGCGCUCCGGGCCGCGUACUGGGGUGACCUCGGUCUCGGGGAGAUCGCGCUGGACGGGAGCGAGCCCGUGCACGUGUCGUGCACCGUCGUCUCGCCGUGCGCCGACGAGGGCCUCGUCGUCGUGAUGGCGCCGGCCGGCGGCGCCGAGCUCUUGAUCAGCGUGACUGUUCCGAACUACUAGGAAAGAACAAACAAACGUUCGUAAAUGACAUGGGAGAUAGAACAUGUCGACUGUCGUAGCAGUUUGCAGAUUUGGUUUGGAAAUGUUGCAUGCAAUGCAGUAGUUGAAUCGUCGUACGUGUUGUCGUCAUUUUUCUGAAAAAAAAAGGCAUUACCUUUUUAAUGUACCGCGAAGGUUUGAUGAUGAUCAGCGAAACAUUUGUUGUAGUAAUAGCAUGUGUAAAGGUUUGGUUUAUAUUCGCAUUUAAGAGGGACACGAUUUUUUGGUCGCAA
Oryza sativa Japonica Group (Japanese rice) is the source of this 1523-nucleotide messenger RNA. Its product is annotated as rosmarinate synthase. The record is from RefSeq and is a predicted model, not a curated record. Lineage: Eukaryota; Viridiplantae; Streptophyta; Magnoliopsida; Poales; Poaceae. Gene Ontology annotation, molecular function: acyltransferase activity, transferring groups other than amino-acyl groups.